AUGGACGUAGAGGACAAUUAUAUCUAUUGGAGUGACUCUUGGGGUGGUACCAUCAAAAGGAUGGAUCUUCAGACGCACAUAAAAGAAAAUGUGACGAAAGGCGUCGGUAAAGUGGGAGGAAUAGCUAUAGACUGGAUUAGCAAAGACAUAUUUUGGACGGACACAAGAAACAACCGAAUAGAAAUGGCGAAGGUUGACGGAAGUGACAGAAAGAUACUGUUUGACCGAGACAUUGACAAGCCUCGAGGUAUUGCUGUUGAUUCGGUCAAUGGGUGAGUAAGGAGAAGUUAUAUGUACUUUAAGUAUUGAAAUCACAACUUACGAACUGAGAAGCUCGAUAUAACUAGGAAACGUCUAAUUUUGACACUUAGGAUAGACCUUUUUUAAUUCUUUUUCUUUGUUAUUUCUUUUUUUGUUCAACCACUUCCUUAGGACGGUGUUCUCAACGCUUCAGGGUAUAGCAUUGAAGACGUGAAAUCAUCCAAAGUGCACUUUUUUCAUUAGUGGUGAAUCACGUUUCUCUGUUACAUGUUUUGUGCAAUUUGCUCUAAUGGCGUGAGAGAGUUGCUGCACAAGUCGUCUCUUCGCAACCAAAUGAGCAAAAUAAUAAACUAUCACCUGACACCCGACGUGACGCAUUUUUCCAGCAUGCCCUUGAAAUUUUGGCUAUUUUUUUAUUAAAAAAUGAGAGUUCUAAUGAUACAGAACCGUAACUGCCUCUCAGCAGGAUAGGUUAGCCAAUCGCCUUGACAAUUAUUAACAAUUUACUGCUCCUCGUUAAAUAAUCAGGUCUUUUUUUAAUAAUAUUAACACCUUGAAAUUAAUUGUUGUCAAGAGGAAUAACACAAAAUUAAUGAAUCAAAUCUUACAGGUACAUUUUCUGGACAGAUUGGGGUUCAAAUUCUAAAAUUGAGAGAGCCACCUUAGACGGGAAGGAAAGGGUCACCAUUGUAGAAACGAGUUCCAGUUUCCCUUUGCAGUGGGUAAAUGGCGUAAUAGUAGACUACGCUGAUUCAGAGAGCGUAAUUUAUUGGGUCGACGCUGGUCCGGGUGUGGUCGGUAGAGCUGAUCUGGACGGACGCAAUCGAAAACUAUCAAAAAAGAUAACUAACAGUCAUCUGGUCGCUAUAACACUUCACAACGGGACUGUCUACUUGUCUGAUAACAGAGCAAAAAAAAUUCGGCUGAUGGACAAAACAAACCUAGAAUAUCUUGGAAAUCUCGACCUGUCUUUCCCUGAAAUACAUGGAAUUACUGUAUUAGACGGAUCAAGGCAACCUCUAAGUAAGUAGAAAUUGUUUGUUGUUCUUCCUACUUCGAUUUUUUAAUUUAACCCUAUAUGAAACUUUAAACUAUAAACACUUUAAAUGAGACUAAACUAUUUUCAAGAUAAAUUUAGUCGUGUACAAUAAAAUCCUCAAUGUGGAACAAUUUUUUUUUUUUUUCGUACAAUCAGUUCAGGAAAACGUGUUUUAAAUUUCCAUGUAGAAGAAUGUUUCAUGGCGUACAUUUCUAAAAAGCUGCAGGAAAAGACAGCAAUACACCUUCAGUCACAAGUAUAAGAGAACAUUUUUUAGUAGCCAAGAGGCACUCAAAGUCGACACUCGACUAUCUUCUCUGAAAAUAAAAGAACGAAACAAACAUUUUUGAACCAUCAAUUAUCACUGCAUUACCCACAAAGAUAUUGGUUCACCAGUUGUAAUUAGCCAAAUCAAACUUCUUUUUAAAUAGAUCUGGUGGCUGUCAGUAUGACAUUGGAAAUGAAAAUGGAAGAGGUAUUUUAAUUUUCUUUUGAAGCACAUUUCAUCGCAACAAAAAGGAAAUCCUCUGAACCUCACCCCCAUCUCCCGCUCCCAGCAAAAAAUUAAUGGCUGGUGUCUUUUGCUUUCGCUCGGACACAAUUGUCUGCUCUUUUGGACUUCUAUGAUACUGUUACAAGUAAUACUGGCCAUUGCAGCUAUAUCUGUUCCUUGAACUAUCUGGAAUUUGCUUUGCUGCUGAGGGGUGGUCCAAAAGUCAUCACAUGAGAGGUCAUUCCCAGCUUUGCUAAGCGGUUGUAGCCUAAAUACUCCAGGCACGGUCUGUUGGGCACAUAACUCCUAAGCAGAGUCCCUUAAGGUUGGGCAGUCAAGGGGUUUACUGACUAAAGGUCGAAGUAUCGAUAUUACUAUAAGAUAAGUAGGUUGAAGAACCUACUCCUUUUUGUCUAUUUUAAUAACUUAUAAGAAUGUAUUAAAAUAUGUCUAUCAGUGGGAGGAGAAGAAAUUUAAACAAGCAGUCGUGAAAGGGAUAAAAGACUACUGCUAUAAGGAUACAUGCAGUUGCAAAUCAAGGUAUUGCAAACACUGUUUGUGGAAAUGAAAUGAUUCCCGUUUUGGUAUAUUACCGUUGUAGUUUGAAAUAUUCUUGCUAUAUAGUAAUAUUUAUGGAAACCCAACAUGGGAAGGCAUGCCCAUCAGAGCGAAAACACCAUUGAUAAUUAGAAAAAAGGAAGCAUUAAAGCUAUUUCCCGUAUGGACGAAUUAAAGUGACUGCCUCACUUGACAAGGAAGCAGGGGGAACCCAACACAGUGACCAAGUGUGCUUGACUGCUCUGACUCAGUGCACCUGAAUGUGGAACUUGAAUGUAAAGCAAUGUGCAACCACCACAUGAUCAUGCUUUAGCAUAAGUUAUGUAAAACAUCGAGAUAUCCUUUCCUUCUCGACAGAAACACAACCAUUGAAAAGCAGUUAUGCAGCAUCUUACCAAAUGAUUCCAACGCCAGUUCAGCUCAGAUCAGAGUCCUAAAGCAACCCGGAGAGUCUUCAGUUCUGAAUCAUACUGAAGUGGUUUUUUCACUCAUUCUUCGAACCCAAUCCAAUUCAUCCCGUAUGGUAAUAAAAAACAGCACUUUGGAUUAUAUCGUGCAAAAGAGUGUCUACUAUAUCAGCAAACAUUUAGGUGGAUACAAGGUUAUAUAUGUAAACUGUAACCCUCCAUCAUUCGAAAAUUUUUGUAAUUAUACGGAACUCCCCAAGGAUAUCAAUGGAGAGGAGGUUACGAAAGGAGUGUCGUCGAAAAAGGGAACCAUUGAUUCAACAACAGCAGGAACAGUCACAAGUGGAAUCGUUAUCGUUAUCAUUAUCGCUGGCGUAUUUAUCUGGCGCAAAAAGUAUGAAAUUAAUAAUGAUUUUAGAUAUAUGAAAAUUCAUAUAUUUGCACUGCGGUGGAGAGAUGAAAUUAAGAGAUCCUCGCAACUAAGAAGACUACUGAAACGAGUAGUUGUAAAUAGGACCAGGUCAGGUCCUAUUUACAACUACUCGUUUCAGUAGUCUUCUUAGCUGCGAGGAUCUCUUAAUUUCAGGUAUGAAAUUAUAUUUGAAUUAUUCAGUCAUUUCUCAUUCAUCUGUUUAUACUACCAGUCAAAUUUGAAAUUCACUUCCUUUGGAAUUGAUUGUAGAUAAAUAUAGCUUUUGUCUACGUUAGUGGACUUCACUUACUUAUAAGAUGAUAUCCUUAUAAUGAUCGGUGCCUCUGCAGUUCAAUUUCAACGGCUGUUUCAAUUCAUUUUUGUCUUUAAUUGAGUCAGUAGUAUAGUUUAUUUAAUUACUUGACUCAUAUUUUGCUCUGUUUACUUCUAGGCGGUAUAAUGGCGUAGGUGAUGAACAAGCUCAUGUGAUGGGUAAGGUGGAACAAGGCGAUAGGGACCCAGGCCAAGAGCUACACUUUAGCCAAGAUGUAGCUGUCAAUAACGGUGACCAAAAUACAGGUAAAAUACAGAUAAAACAGGGAGGAAACUUGACAACAACUACUGUCUAGGUUUGUCGAAUAAUAGGAAUUCUGUAAAUAACUUUGCAAUACAAGAGAGCCUCUCAAAUAAGGGGACAGGAGGACUGCAGCAUGGUGGAGUCAAUCGGGAUUCUGUUCUGAAAGAAAAGCAUACGUCCACGCAGUUACCCUGCCCUACCACAAAACGUGGAGCUUAAGAAACCGGUGAAGAUUGUGGCGCAUCUGGUCUUAAGUUACACAAUACCCACACGAUUUUAGGUUUUCCACGUGUAUUCGUUACCAACUGAACAUAAGAUUAUCCUAACAACUUUUUUAUCGCUCGGUUCUCUCCAGCACAUGUUUUUUUCUUACGUCAUAUGACAUCUACCAGGAUUUCCAGUCCUUUCCGCGCGAACGCCUGACACUUAACAUUAAUUCCUCUAGGAAACAACGUGAUUUCACUACCCAACACUUCCCCCUAACCUGAAAAAGAAAUGUCAUUCGUGACAUUUAGCAUGUGAUACAAAAUAUUCCUCUACAACAGUGGCUUGUGUAUUAGGAUUGUUCAACACAUAAAUCCUAGAGUGAUCAGGCCCAGCUCCUUACAGACCACUAACUAUCACAGUUCAUCUGACCAUACCUCUGUUCAUGAUUCUGUAUCACAAAGACCAUCUCUGGAUAGUUCUCUCAGCAUUCAUGAAACGAAUGUUAAAAUACACAAAAGAAAACUACAUUUUUGCUUCUAAGUUCUCUGAGCAACAAGAAUGUAGUACACGGGUUAUUGUCGGUCUGUACUGGAAUGGCUAGUGUGGCAUUUCCCAUUGUGGUAACUGAAGCACUGCUGGAUAGGGCAUCCAAUACGGCAUCAUCGUAUUUGCCCUCCAGAACAUCAUGGGUACCGCAGGUGGAGUGAAACCGGUCAUUGGUGGUGGCAGCAUACCGUACUGGUUUACUGGUGGCGCAGGUAUAUAGGGUACUGGCGAUGGUAUUCCAACCUGGUUUAUCUCGGUAGGUGGUCCUGCAUUAAUCUCUCGUACGUAAGUUGGGUUCCCAAGACUGUCAGAUGUUAGUCGUUUGGGUCCUUGUCUUGCCCGCUGAGGGCGACCUGGGUUCCUAGCAUCCUCUUCCAUGCUUGUUUCUCCACCAAUGGCUUGAGGGUUUUCAGUCACUGAUGCUUCAUCAGGAGAAUCAGUGAUGAUAGCACUUGCCUCAAUUUGGCCUGACACCUCAUCAGAAUUGACAUUUUGGGGGGUUUGGUUCUGCUCCCACUGCUUCUUUGCUUGCAGACUGUACCUGUAUCUGGGAUUGAUCAUUGCCAUCAUUUCCCGGUGAUAGGUAAUGGUGUGAGAUGUCGGGAAGGUCAUCAUCGCUGUCACUUCCAUAGCUAUGCUCAUCCUGCAUCAGCUGCUGACCGUCAUCGCAAUGAUGAAGUGUUGGUGGUCUCGGUUUCCUUACAGAAGGAAGCUCCUGCCACUGUUUAGACGGAAGAUGGUCACAAGGAAGUAACAGGUUUCGAUUUUAAGUACGACUCUGUCUCUGGCCUGAUUCUGAUCUCACGUCAUACACAGGGCUUCCCUCACCUCUUUUUGCAAUCACCACAUGAAUCUCAUCUUCCCAGAAGGCACGGAGUUUUCCAGGUCCACUGCGAGGGGUGAGGUUGCAGACUAGGACACGAUCUCCCACUUGCAGUGCUGAAGAUCUCACUCGUUUUUCGUAAUUCCUUUUUCCUCUAAUGGCACUUUUCGUGGCAGAUUUCAAUAAUAGUGAGUAAGCUUCUUGCAUGGCAGUCUUCCACUUAGUCACAUACUCAGCAUGUGAUCUGGCUCCUGUUUCUGGUUGUGGGUCAAAGAUUGCAUCAAUUGGUAGUCGUGGGCUUCGACCAAACAACAGGAAAAACGGAGAAUAACCUGUUGACUCAUGAACAGUGUAAUUAUAUGCAUGAAUGAGCUUGUUUACAUGGUCCUUCCAACUGGAUUUGCGAGUUUCAAGGAGAGUUCGCGGCAUAUUUAGUAGCGUGCGAUUCAUCCGUUCGACCAAACCGUUCCCUCCUGGGUGAUAAGGGGUAGUUCUAGAAUGCAUAACUCCAGGAAAAUUCCUCUAACCGCUCGAACAAACGAUUUUCAAACUCCCCUCCCAUGUCAUGAUGGAGUUUCUCUGGAAAUCCAAAACGCGGGAUAAAGUCAUUGAAGAUUCUGUCUGCAGCAGUAACGGCGGUUUUGUUCUUCGUUGGGUAUGCUUGAGUAUACUUAGUAAAGGGAUCUACCACAACCAGAAUGUACUUGUGGCCCCCUGAACUCCGUUCUAGGCGUACAAAGUCAAUGGAGAAUAUUUGAAGAGGAGCUGUUGUGACAAUUGGCUGUAAUGGCUCUCUUGUUGGUAGAUUUGGGCGUCUCUGUUUCAGACAGCGGCAUGUAUGAUGGAUAAAGUUGUCUAUAUCCCUCCUCAUGUAAGGCCAAUAAAAUCUCUCAAGAGCCAACGCAAGCACCCUCUCGACACCAGGAUGACCUAUUUCUUCAUGGAGUUCACGGUAUAAGGUGUGGUAGAACUAUCUUCUGAUUACGAUGCAGGAUACUACUCUUCUUGUCUUCAUGAAGUUUGUGCCACUCAGGAGCUUACGAACCAACGGCGAUUCUUUUUGUUUCUGCCCAACUGUCGGCUUCUGGUUUGCUUUGCUGACUUUCAGGACGCGCCCAAUGUGAGGUUCUUCUUUCUGUGCUCUCACUAUAUCCACCACUUUUACCUGAUUGCAGCCUGCUUGUGACGGAAUGUCUACCUGAUGGAGCUCCCCGUCGUCAUCAGUCAGGGCCAUCAACCAAAUUGAGUCCCCACAAUGUCUGAAUUCCACAGAUUGAGGCCUGCAAGCUCUCAGGAACUACCCUCUCAGUACAACUAUCCAUGUAGUUCUUGAAGUCAGCAGGUAUCCUGGAAAGACUGUCAGCAUCAGUGUUCAACUUGCCUGGUCAUUACCGUAUUUCAAAGUUGAAGUCCGCGAGCUCUCCAACCCACCUCAAUCAUGUGGCAUUUAGUUUGGCAGACGUUAACACAUAAGUUAAGGGAUUGUUGGCUGUGUAUACCACAAAUUCAGGGGCGUAGUAGAGGUAAUCCCUGAACUGUUCUGUCACUGCCCAUUUCAAGGACAGGAAUUCCAGCUUGCCUGAAUGCAUAUGAUAGUUACGUUCUGAUGGAGUCAGAGUUCUUGAUGCAUAGGCGAUUACUCGUGUAGAGCCAUUCCGUUCUUGGUACAAAACCGCACCUAGGCCAUCCUGUCACGCAUCAGUAUGUACUAUAAAUGGUGCAUCGUAAUCUGGGUACGCCAGUACAGGGGGUGACGUUAUGUGAUCUAUUAAGACCUCUAAUGCUGACUGGUGCUGGGUCUCCCACUCCACUGGUGAUGAAGAUGAUACUUGCCCAAUGUUUUCCCUUGGACUAUGUUUAGUGGAGGUGACAUUCUUCUUUCACAGGUCAAGGCUGAGAAGAUCAUAAAUGGGUUUUGCUGUUUGUGCAAACUUUUUGAUAUGACGACGGUACACACCAAGAAGACCCAUGAGUUUUCUCACUUCUCUAACUGUUCGUGGUCUUAAGUUCUUCAUUGCAAUCGCUGUACAUGUGGUUUUGGGAUCUAUUUGGUACCCAUCCUGAGAGAUAACUCUUCCAAGGAAAGGUACUUCACGUUUGAAAAAUGCACACCUUCUAGAUUUUAACUUUACACCAUAACUCUUCAAGCGACAGAGAACUUAACGAAGGUGUUCAAUGUGUUAAGAAAAUGUCACUGAGAAUGCUAGUACAUCAUCCAAGUAAGGAAUACAUAUCUCGUCGCGGAGCUCCCUGAGGCAAUUCUCCAUAAAUCUCUUAAAAUUUUCUUGCGCAUUCAUCAGUCUGAAGGGUAUCCGAACCCAUUCUUAUAGCCCCCACGGUGUGACAAGGGCUGUCAAUGGUUGACAGUACUUUCCCAUGAAUCCCUGGUGGUAGGCUUUGCCUUGGUCCAGGACACUAAACCACGACUUGCCCCCCAAACUGUCCAAAGCUUCCUGAAUACAAGGAAUCGGGUGACGGUCUGGCACAGUUUUCUUAUUUAAUUCUCGGUAAUCUAUACAUAGUCUCAUUCCACCAUCUCUCUUACGGACACAUACAACACCACUUGAGAAUGGGGAUGUAGACUUCCUGAAGAAAACCUCGGUUAAGCAGGUCCUCAAUAUAGCCUUAACUUCUGGAUAAAACGGACGGGGUAGGGAAAGGUAAUUCUUCUGAACUGGCUGGUCACUAGUCAUCUUAAAUAUCCAUUUCUAACUCUGAGAUGCAGCCAACAUCAUUGUCACUCAUCGCAAAUGCAUCUGCUUCUUCCAACAACAACUGCUUUGCUUGCUCCUUUUGUUCUGCUGUCAGUCCACUCACAUCAACUUCUGGUAACUAAGACAAAUUACUCUCAAUUUUCUCAGUUAGUUUAUGUUCUUCGCAGGGCAGCUCCUUGUCUGGAGUCUGCGUCUCUGUAUUCUUGAAUCUCACUUCAACAGGAGUCACCGAGCGAACUAACCGAAGGCGGCCCAGGACCACUCUUCUGGGAAGAGAGAUGUCGUGAUUGGUGUUGUUGGUCACGUUGAGGGAUAAUAUGGUAACAUCACCUUCCUUCAUAGUUGUAAGGGAAUCAUGUACUUCUAAUCCUGAAGGCCAGGUAGCCAGCUCAUCUGGUUCAAAUAUUACCGGUGUCUUGCGGUGAAUUGUUCCAGUGUUGGCACGACAAGGUAAACGAAUAGUCUGUCCAGCAGGGAUAGUAUGUGCCUUCUUAGCGGAUUCAACAAAGCAAAGCUCAUCAGAAUUAGUAGCACGUAUGAUGCUUAUCAAGGCUUGUAUGUCACUAUCUCUACUUGGAAGCUUUUCAUCGUCCUUCCUGGUAAUUUUUCCCCAUCCACCUCACCUUCAGUGUUCUUCACCAUUAGCUCUAUGACAUUACAACCAAUGAUGGGCUGUUCAAUUUCCUCCUUCGUUACUAAGAAUGGAACUCUUACCUCUGCCUCAUUCACAUUUGAUAACCCCACACCAAUCUCUGCGCACCCACAUUAUGGGAUAUCAGUUCCAUUUGCUGCUUGCAAACUAAGAGAACCAUUGGAACCAAGUAACUGUUCAACAUCUUGUAUUUGGACAGAUAAUAGCUGGCUCUUCAGAAAACCUUCGGACACAAUGGAGACCUGGGCUCCAUAAAACGUCUAAAGGCUUGUCAUCUGGAUAGCACUACACCGAGCAUUUCCUUCCCACCAGCUUGGCUGUACGCUUUUGUUGCUUUGGGGUGAUAUGGCAAACAUAACAUUCUCAUCUUGGGUAUCUCCUAACCCCUUUCCUCUACGAGCUCUUUCCUCAGAUAGUUCUUUGAUUGCCUUGCACAACACCUUUUGUUUUGGUCGAUGAGCCUUCUGGUAACCCACGGGACAUUACCGCACAGACUGGCACGCCGAACACUGCAAUAACUGUGUAUGGCAAUCAAACUUCAGGCAACCACUACACUGGUGGGACUUCUCUUCCUCUGGCGAGGCUACUCCCUGUCCCGCAGGGUAGCCAGGGUGCGUUUCCCAGAUGACCUCUAUACUUGGUUUGACAAUAGCGUGCAAUGCAGAGAUAGCAAUGUGGGCAGCGGUCGCCUUCCCUCUUUCUCCUACGCUCUUGGCAACCAGGUGACCUUGCUCCCAUUGUCACUCCAUUUCCAGGACGAGAAGGCCUUAUGGAGUCUACUUUCUGGCUAAUUGCUGUUUCACGGAGUUUCUCAACUUCCGACCGCACUGAAGCCAGAUUUGCUUGCACGGCUUUCAGGGUUGCUAGAAUAUGCUGAUCCUUGUGCUGCUCCUUCUUUGUACUUGUAUCAGCUGAACUCUCUACUGUGUACACCUUAGCAGCACCUUGCCUCACGCUUACUUGUAAACAACACGAUCAGAAACCCACAAAAUCCACUAAAUAAAACAGCGUUCCUACCUUUCACUAGCCUCACAACUACGUUCCACUACCUUUUUCACCAGCCGCCCCUAACAAACGCCCUCUCACACCACAAUCCGUCACAUUCUUCCCGCUAAAAGUCUUUCAGCACAAUCUGCCAUGUGCUUGAACAUACGAUGGCGGCUGUCCACAUAAAGUCCUCGCAUGAAGUGGUCAAACAAACAUCAAUACAGGCAAAUCCACACAGUUGCGUCGAAAAAUCCUCUCGGACAGGCCCCCAGAAAUGUUACACAGAAUACCCACACGGUUUUAGGUUUUCCACGUGUAUUCGUUACCAACUGAACAUAAGAUUAUCCUCACAAGUUUUUUAUCGCUCGGUACUCUCUAGCACAUGGUUUUUGUUUCACGUCAUACGACAUCUACCAGGAUGUCCAGUCCUUUCCGCGCGAGCGCCUGACACUUAACACAAAUUCCACUAGGAAACAACGUGAUUUCACUACUUAACAUUAAUAAACCAGUUCAAUUCAAGGUCGAUGUAAACUCGAAAGAUGUAUAACUAACUUCUAACUUUUCAAGAAAUGGUUCUUAAGAAAACUGCCUGCGCUGCCAAAUUAAAUACCACACUAUAUAAUGGGGGUGUAUUCGAAAUGUCUUUAUUUCGAUUGUGAUGUAGAAGUUGAAGUAGCUAUUCAAUGCUCCAAAUAUCUUGUAUUUCCAUUUUUCACCGUGAUUCUCGUUUGAGAAUAGAUAAGUAUCAAUUACAAAAAUAAUGUUAUACCAGGGAAAUGAUUUAAAUCUGACACCUGAGUAUUCUUAGCUGGCAGUAAUUUGGCGCCAAUUACAUAGCAAAAUCCAAUGUUGUGCCUAAAAGCAGAGCAUAGGGAGAGCAGAGGGGUAUACGUCUGCGCAUGUGCCAAUAAAAUUUGUUCGUCGCUUUCGGCGCCAUUUCGGUAUUUUCAGCGCGCUUCCGUGGGUUUUCAACUGGCGAUCGACACCUUUUCGUCAUAUUUUUUGGAGAGGGAUGAAGAUUAUGACAAGUUUACCACCAUUUCUAACUCUGUGGAUACUCGUGGAGUUUGCUGGCUCUUCGGAUGAGGAUAUGUUAAGGAUCAAAGUGCGAACAAAACGCAAAAAAAGGCCGAAAACUUGAAGUUUGAGAUUUGACUUACUGACGAUCAAGAUGUGCAUAUGAGACUAAAAAUCUUCAAGGUUAGUCUUAAGAUGUUGAUGUUUUACUUCUAUGAAUCACGAAGUUUUAUGUGGAAACGAUCGUGAGAUAUUCGUUACGAAAAUAGAAAGUAGUUUAGAAUUUGAUCUUUUUUACUGGAACUUUGAAAUUAAAAUUGCUCAAAGUUCGAGGAGGCCCCCAAGCUUCUAAUCACUUCAAACAGGCGCGUCUUUUCUUUCUCUUUGUAGUCAGUUAGAGCACAAGGAUUUAAAAAAUGUUCCAGCUUCAGGAUUGAGUUGCUCUUACUACAACCUUCGGCGGAUUCGUUUUUGGGAGGUUGUGGUGGAUUUUCCAAGUCAUGGCUCACAACUGUUUUUGGCCUUUUUGCUCUCCAAGUCUGUUGCACAUGGUAUGUAGGCAUGUGUCUUAACAACGGUUAUAAUCUUGCCUCAGUCAUUUCCGGUUUUAUCUUAUUUUCUUGCUGUGUUUUGGUGAGAAUUUUUUUAAUUGCCUUUUUGGGCUUGAAGUGCUAACUAGAGGAUAAACUUAGGGAAAACUGAUUCAUCACAUGGCCCUCAAAUCCCUCACCACUUUUAGUUCAUUGUUUAUUUAUUUAUUUAUUCCGUCUAACCAGUUUAUUUAUCACAAAAAAAUGCGCGGGUUUUGUCUCAUGAGUUUAAACUGGUGCCGUUUUCUUGAUGUUCAUGUGUUAUUCGAAAGGAAUGGCGUCAGCUUCAUUCUGUCUUGUUUUUUUCAGUACAAUUCUUCUGCCAUGCGGAAUGAAUUUUGAGUCGAAGUGUACUAUGAAACUCGCAAAGCAAAAUUAUCAAACUUUCUCUGGUUCUUAAAAUAUGAGACGAGUGAUACAACAAAUCGAUAAUUACUUAUGGGGCUGGAACUCCUUGUUUCUUUAGAAUGUUAAUUACAGUAUUGCUGUCGUAUUUGAAAACGAAUAUCAGGUUAAAAUAUCUUCGGACCAGUUUGACUAUAUCUAAUAUCUUCGGACCAGUUAUCUGCUGUUUAGGGAGAUGUGAAGUGACCCCACUACAUAUGGUUGGUACCAUUAACAGAAUGGAUUGGUGUGACAGUUAUUGUGGCAUGCUGGUAUUCAAGAAAUUGAGAAUAUGCAACUUUUUUCCUUUUUUUGCAAAUGUAAAAUUAUCAAUAAAUGUUUUGAAAGUUUUGCCCAAAUUUCAUUGAAAAAGAAUAGGAGUGAUCAGGUGAAAUAUUGUCAUGUUCCCUAACAGUGCUUGAGCUUCUGGUGGGAGCUUUAAAAUUGCUUAAGUGUCUGAGAUAUGAUUUGUCUGCCAUAAAAUUGGCACAGCCAAACCCCUGGCUAGAAAACUAUAAAUUUCCUCAGAUGGGCAUCCAAGCUGAUGUCCAUUACUACUAACAGUUUAUGCAAUGUCAAAGUCCCCUUUUGAGGUAAGUCUCAUUUCUCUAAAAUCUGAUAGAUAUAAAUCAUAUGUUUUCCUGAAGAGAUCUACGAACCUCUCCACAUUAGUUUAAUCUAACCUCAUGUAGUCUUGUUCCCAGGGAAAAAGGCUUUGGAGAUAUUUUUUUUAUCCUUACUGUUAAAUAUCAGCCCAACUGGUUCUUUGUUGUUUAACAUGUAAUAAGAGUAUUUUCAGCCUAUCGAGUUGUCACAUAACUCUUGUAAUUUAAGGGGUUGUAGAAUAAGAUUGCAUACAGUUUUGUUGUGCAGUCGAAAUGAUAAAAUGAAGACAUACAUAGAUACGUCCAUUGUAACUCCCAACUUAGGCUUUUCGGUUACAAUGUCUAACUACAAUAUUUAAAAUACAUAUAAGUUAAAAAGGAUUUUAAGGCUAGAAUCAAUUACAAAAGACCUAAGAAUAUGAUUUAAAUAUAAUUUUAAAAUUUCAAUGUAAUUUUUGUUGGGAAAUAAUUGAUUUAUUUAACUAUUCAUAUUACAACUGGAAGCCCAAACUAGUACUUGUUUUAAUUCUUAAUUUCCCCACAUCAUUGAUCAUAUCUGAUGAUUUUUCCGAGACUAAUGAUUGAAAAGACUUUUCCUCACUCCUAUAAAAUCCAUAAUUAUUCCUCCUUUUCUAACAAGCUCUUUGAUGUAACGACCGUAUCUCUGGUACUUACGCUGUCUUUCUUUUCUUUACUCGAUAUUUGACCCUUUUUGUUGGUAAUCGGCCCCGCCGGUUGUGAUUCACAUAAAAAAAAACUUUUUGAAACAAAACAUAAACUUCUGUAAACUUUACACUAGCAGUACAGUUGAAGCUCUAAAAGACGCUCACAGGAAAGUGAGUACUUCAAAUGAUCCACGAUAGCUUGAGAUAGCAAUGACACGAUAAAAGUAUACUAUCCAAUUCGUUUGUGCUCUUCGACAGGCCUCUUGCAUCCUUCUCAAACAACAUCGUCUAAAUCGAUCGCCCAAGUAAUCACAAGACAAGACUCGUAGUCAUUUGUACAAUCUUUUGCUUUUUGAAAUUAACUUCCUUCCACAGACCACACUACAAUUUUAAGACUUUGCCGCUUCUAUCUAAGUUACAGCGGGAAAGAUGAAGAGAAAAUUUGUCUCAAAUAUUCCAUCCAUCGUUGUUUUCCGACGUAUUUUCCUUCUUUUCUUUGGCGAUUACCGACGCAGGCUCAUGUCAGCAGUUUCUCGCAUCAAACUAAAAUAUACAGGAAAUGCGCAACAAAAUGCUCCUCUGCUCAGGUAUUAUGAAUUUAGAGAAGAUCAAGAAGGCGAUUGUCAAAUCUGCCGGUGAGAGAAAUACUUCGAAGGGAAGCAAACGCACGGGUGACUUAAAAUUGUCUCUUUAUUUUAUUCUGUUGACACCUUUUUGGUGAAAAAAGAAAAGAAAUACAUAUAUUUCAUAUAAGUUUCCAAAUUGCAACGUUUUUGAAAAUACAUAGAUAUAUAGAUGUAUUUUUUUAAUUUUUGACUUGUAUGUUUCAAUUGGCAACAUAACUUAACUUGCCUCUGAAAUUGCAUUUCCCCUCGCAAAUAUCUUAGAGGAUUAAGGCUUAACUUGGCUACAAUUCUUCCAGCUAAGAUCCAAAUGGCUCUGGGCUUGAGAUUACACACUGAGGAUGAUGAGAGGUUUUUAUGGCGACUUCAACAAGGACAAAGUGUGUAAUUCAUUAAGAAUUCCGGUGUUAAUCGACACAUGCGUGAUGGGGCGCUAGAAUUACCUAGGGACACUGGACACCACUUAGUAUCCUGGCGACCAAUUGCAGAUUCAUCAAAACAAGUUGAACGGCUUUAGCGAUCGCAAACUUGUUUUGAUCGCAUGAACUAAACGCACGGUGAACUAAAAAACGUGAUGGCGCUUCCACAAACUGUGGGCUUCAAAGCUGAGGAAGGCGAUGAAGAAGGAGUUUGGUGUACGUGCACUGUUGAAGAAGUAGACGAUGAUUACGUGAUCGUUUCCUUUGACGGCUGGAACACGGAGUGGAAUCGCUGCGUCUGUGAUCCACGAGAGAUCAGGGAUCGAACAUUGCCUGAUCGGAAAAGAAAGCGAAGAAACCUUCCCCUUCAGUGACCAAUACCUUAGCUUUAAGAAGACCGACUAAUACUUUUAAAUAUCCCCCAAACUUAUGUAAACAAAAAGCUCAUAUUAAGGUUCGCUUCAAUUUCGGGCAUGAAUUUGCAUAAUCUUUCAUAGACGAAAUCUUUAUGAAUUUCAAAGAUCAAAACCAUUUUCUAAACUACAUCUGCUUUAUCUUUAUCCACUUAGCAAAUAAAGCUUACCAAAUUACAGUCAAAACACCAGACGUAGUUCACUUCGAAUUUCUCGAUCUAUCCUAGUUUCUCCGACCGCAUCCAAACAGGUUUUACUACAGUGGAACGUAACGUAAAAUACGUCACGCAUUACUUGGUAACAAUGCUCAUGCUCCAGUUUUCAGGAAAUGUUGACAUUGUAUUGAAAAAAGGGUAUAUGCCUAAAAACGUUUUAUUUAGUGACAUGUUAUGAGCUUAGUAGUAAGGGAAAAUCUCCAAUUUUGGGUUUAGUGGGCCCUUCUCCCAAAGUCUCAAGGUAAUGUUAUAGUAUCAAUCGGUGUUCUGUCUUCUUCUAGGAGUGUAUGCUUUCAUUUUUUACUUUUCUGAACAUUAAACCAGCAAUGUGGGUAUUGGGUCAUGUGUACUCAUGAAAUUAAUUUGUUUGUAUCAAGGUAAUACAACUGGACCUGACGAGACUGAUUUGCCCCACUACCCAGGUAAAGAGUGUUAGUGAAAUAAUUAAUGCAGUCUCAGAUCAGGGAAGUUGCAUAUUAUUUGAAGGAAAACUGUGGCCUAGUUAAAGUGUUAUUUUAUCCUAGGGAAAGAAAAAGUUUUUAGUCUGUCAGUAUAAUGACUGUAAUCAUGACUUUUGAUCCCAGGCAUUUAGCUAGACCAUGGCCAUCUUCAGUGGGCUAAGAAACUGAAAAGAUCAACAACCCCUGUGACUGUAGGGAAAUUGUUUUUUACCCAGAUACAGUAAAAAAAAAGAAGUAAAAGAGAGAAGAAUAAGAAAAUCGGGCUGGAGCUUUACAGUCCAUCUCACUUGUUUCAAUCAGGCCUACUAUAAAAUAUCAGUCCAUUACAAUUUGGAAUUUUUUUUUUUGUAGUCUAAUUUCCAAAAUCAUCAAUGUUUUGAAUUCUGUUUUUACACAAUUUUCUAGGAAUGCAAAGACCUCCAAUAAAAUUGCAGUCAGGUCCAAAGUCACUCACCGUUGGUUGGUGAUUUUAAACCCAAUAAAAAUAAAAGAAGUAGUAUGCAGAAAAAUCCUGAGUCUGUUAAUGUAACAUUCAAAUUAAGAGAUUUCAAUAUCAAAACACAUAUUUGUUAGAAACUUAGACAUAAAUGAUCUCAAAUUGAUUAAAAGUAACUCUGAAAUUUAAUACUUAGUUUCAUUCAUGAGACAAGUCUUUUUCUACUCCUUCCCCUUUCUUUCUGCAUAAGGGAUAUCAUGAUUUCCCUGUUUUCUAGUAAAUUCAGCCCGUGUUUUCCGGCUGGGCCCAGUGUUGUCACCAUAAGCUUAAACUUUGAACUGAUCAACCCAGCAGCCAGAAAAAAAUUUUAACUUCCUCACUGAUGAUGUCUUGAUGCUUGUUUUUGUUUCCACAUUAAACAAUUCCUUGCUUACUUUUUUUACCCCCACAAAUAGAAAAGGAUAUGAGGAGGAAUUUUUUAGAUGUAGAAAAAAAAAAAUUUUCUUCCAUGAUUGUUUUGACAGCUCGUGGUCCAACCCACAUGACGGGGAGAUCUGUCCAGGAUGGUCUCCCCAGCACAAGCACAAGCGCAAGAGGAUCAGAAGAUGAUAUGCCUCUAAAUGGCAGCAAUUCUUCAUUUAGUAAAAGUGAACCAGGUAAAAUGUUUGAAAAAUACACCCACCACCAUCUUAUGAUGUAUUAGCUCAAGGUUGUCAACCAAUGAAUUGCCGUCUAACAACACCUGCUCUUUACGUGACUUUAUAUCAUAAAACUUUGGAUACCUCCCUACUGAAAGUGUCGAAACACAUCAUGUCAGCAUUGGAGAAAAGAGGGAAUGAUUAAUUGAAGUUUACUUCUCCUAAUGCUGCAAGAGCAAUAUGGCCUAUGCAGCACAAUCCUAAAUGGUUAAGUUGAAUACAUUUAUAUAACAUAUCUAAUUUUCAACAUCAAAUAGGAGAAAUGUACCUGGUCAGGAGAAAUACUUACAGUAGGUUACACGAUUGUGUAUCUUUUGAUCACAACAACCUUUGACUUGGGUUUUCUAGUCUUGGGGAAAAAGGCUUCAAAAUUUAUAGUUUUGCGUCGCCUAUUUGCGACUGCGGUGUUGACUCUGAAUCAGUGAAACAUUGUUUCCUGUAUUGCCCAAGGUAUGCCGUUCAAUGUAAUGUCCUCCUUACCUCUGCUGCUAGUAACAUGAGACAUGGUCUUCGAGCGGCGAUGCAAGGAAACUAAGCUUUUUAAUGUAAGGUGUUGAGUCUGUAAAUUACGAUGUCAAUUGUGCUUUUUUUCCGCGAAGCGCAAAUUUUAUAAUCAAUACUAAUCACUUUCCAAUGGCCAUUGUUUGAUUGUUUAAAUAAUAUAUCCCUAGCUAUGUAGGUUUAACUCGUUAUCACAAUUUGUGGGUGUUGUCUGUGUGUGUAUUCGUGUGAGCCUGUAUAAAUUAAAUUAAAGUUUAUAUAUUCCCCCUAAGCAAGCCUAAAAAAAAGGUUGUGUUCAUUAGUGGUGGUUACGAAUGUUUUUUUCUCCAGUAACAACAAAGAGGGCAACCUAUUCUUUGUUCCUUUCCUGUUUAUAGAUGAAUGUAACAUAGUGGAAGAUGAGAGGCCAGGCGUUGAGGAUAACAAGAAGAUCAACAAAGAGGGCAGUGGAAUGAAUCAGAUGGAUAAUGCCGCAGCAGACCUAAAAAGUGCCAACGAUAAUGAUUCAAAUGCAGAUCAGGCUAAAGUGACUGCCACUGGGCGAUCUUUUAAAGCCGCAGACAUUCCAAUUAAAGUGAAGCGUAGAAUCUGUCUUAAACUUAAUAUAGAAGAUAAUUAUCAUUUUAAAGAUUAUCGCUUUCUUGGAGAGAAAAUGGGAUUUGAUCAAGAUGUAAUAAAAAAUUUAAAACAGGCAGCAAAUCCUACCGAGGAUCUUCUUAACUUGUGGUCUGUUAAGUGUGAGGCAACUGUAGAGAAGCUCAUAGAGUUUCUUAGAGAGGAUGAUAUGGAUAGAGAUGAUGUUGCAACCAUUCUUGAAGACUGGUUGAAAAAAGAGAUUUCAAAUACUUGA
Molecule: messenger RNA, 17553 nt
Organism: Pocillopora meandrina
Lineage: Eukaryota; Metazoa; Cnidaria; Anthozoa; Scleractinia; Pocilloporidae
Source: the annotation of a GenBank genome assembly